Ctenocephalides felis (cat flea) is the source of this 663-nucleotide messenger RNA. Its product is annotated as zinc finger protein 436-like. The record is from RefSeq and is a predicted model, not a curated record. Gene Ontology annotation, biological process: regulation of transcription by RNA polymerase II. The transcript has 2 exons. Gene Ontology annotation, molecular function: RNA polymerase II cis-regulatory region sequence-specific DNA binding; DNA-binding transcription factor activity. Lineage: Eukaryota; Metazoa; Arthropoda; Insecta; Siphonaptera; Pulicidae. Bases 1 to 663 code for a protein of 220 amino acids.
AUGGCGGAGGAAACAAUUAUGUCUAUAAAUGAUCAGGCAAUUAAAAUUGAACCACCAGAAUAUUCACCAGAAGACAUUAAACUUGAAAUGGAGGAUGAAUUUGAUAAUCCUGACGUUACUGUUAAAUCUGAAUCGUGUUCUGAAGAUGAUGACACGUGUUUGGAAAGAUUUAUGAAUUCCGAGGUGACAAUUGAAGAAGAAGUCAAACAUGAGUUAGCCGAGUCAUCAACUUAUGAAUGUGACAUUUGCAAUAGAACAUUUGCAGAAUCAGACGAUUUAAAAAAGCACAUGGCCGAUCAUAUUCCUAGUAAUAGCAAAGAAUGUUCUUUCAAAUGCGAAGUCUGUUACAAGGCUUUUAAUCGAUUAAGUAAUCUGAAAAGGCACAUGCUCAUUCACAGUGGUAAGCGCGCCCAUGAAUGCAAUAUAUGCAAAAAGACAUUCAUGAGAACAGGUGAUCUAACAAAACACAUUGGUGAGCGACCCCAUCGAUGCAAUAUAUGCAAAAAGACAUUCACAGAAAGAGGUCAUAUAAAAAAACACAUGCUGAUUCAUAAACGAGAGCAUUCCUAUAAAUGUGAAGAAUGUAAUAAGGAAUUUACUCAAUCAAACUAUUUGAAGAGACACGUGGCACUUCAUAGUCAGAAGCCUGGUGAAGAUCAAUGA